AUGAGCUGGACCUGCCCUCGCUGCCAGCAGCCCGUGUUCUUCGCUGAAAAGGUGAGCUCCCUGGGUCAGAACUGGCAUCGAUUCUGCCUGAAAUGUGAGCGCUGCCACAAUGUCCUGGCUGCGGGUGGACACGCCGAGCAUAAUGGAAAGCCAUAUUGUCACAAACCAUGUUAUGCAGUUCUCUUUGGACCCCUGGGGCUCAAAGCUGGCGGGGUGGGCUCCUACAUGGAAGAUCUUCCCCACCCUCCAACCGUGACCCCCAUCACCACUAUGCCCUUGACUACUGGCAGCUUCAGUCCACCCAGGAGCCGGACAGGCCUCCCUCAGGCCAAGAGGUCAAGGAGGAGCCCAACACAGGUGAAGACGUAUGCUGGUGAGACAUCCUUGUGUCCUGGCUGUGGGAACCCUGUUUACUUUGCUGAAAAGGUGAUGUCCCUGGGCAGGAACUGGCAUCGGCCCUGUCUCCGAUGCCAGCGCUGCCGAAAAACCCUAACAGCAGGGAGCCACGCAGAGCAUGAUGGUUUCCCGUACUGCCACAUCCCUUGCUACGGAUACCUGUUUGGGCCCAAAGGUGUGAACAUUGGUGACGUGGGCUGCUACAUCUAUGACUCUUUAGAGCUGAAAUCGGACUGAGAGGCUAACAGAGGAAUCGUGUCCCCUGUCCUGGGUCCCGUCCAGACCCUCCCUAUCCCCCGAGUUGAACCAGAGGGGCAGCCAUUUCCAUCCUUUCACGCUGGACGGGGCUGAGUGUUCCAGGUAGCCUCCAGGCUUCAUCCCCCAUUCCCUGCCCUGGCUGGUGGUUUACGCUUCGUCCCACACGGAUGCUGGAGGGGUGGAGGGUGGCAAUACAGGAGGGAGGAGAGGAAGCCCUUCCUCUUCCUCUAAAACUCAGCGUGUUCCUCAGAUGUCGGCUUCAAACCGACCCGAGUUCAUGAGGAGGAACUGGGGAGGAGAGGAAUCAUGCAGGCACUGCCCUGGUGGCACUGCCAUGCCCUCCCUCCAUUGACGUCAAGGAGCGGCCACCUUCUUUGUCUGUGGGUAUCCUUGUCCUUCUAACGUUCACCCUUUGACGUUCACCCAAUAAAAGCGUUUGUUCUUUUGGUCUCGGCUCCCCUUCUUUUGGCAUUAGGCCUGGGCAUCUGGGGCAUGGGGUGGGGCACAGCAGGGGAGGACUGGUUGGGAGAGGGAGAUAGGAAGAAGCCUACUGAGCUCCCCUCCCUCUUGUGAUGCCAGGGAGGGAGUGUGAGUCAGCCACGUCCGUCCAAUACAAGAGAGUCCCAGAGAGCCUUACUUUCUGGGGGCCAACAGAGCAUCCCAGACCCUACAGCUGUCUCCAGCCUGUCCCCUACCAGAACUGGGGCUGCACCGGGGCUUCUCGAGGCAUCAGACAGGGCUGUGGCUGUCCCCAGCAACCUCCCCCCCUCCUCAGAUGACCAGAGCCCUCACGGCACCGGGUCUUAGACUUUCCAAGACUCUCGGCCG
Messenger RNA from Gracilinanus agilis (Agile Gracile Mouse Opossum), 1482 nucleotides. RefSeq names its product cysteine rich protein 3 (gene CRIP3). Lineage: Eukaryota; Metazoa; Chordata; Mammalia; Didelphimorphia; Didelphidae. Bases 1 to 633 code for a protein of 210 amino acids. The transcript has 8 exons. The record is from RefSeq and is a predicted model, not a curated record.